AUGGGGACUCACGUUGCUAUUGUUGGACCCAACGGGGAUGGAAAAUCUACUCUGCUCAAUCUUCUUGAAGGUGAUUUGCUACCAACUGAGGUUGAAAGUGCGGCAGAGUCAGAAGUUGAGGAUUGGAAGAGUAGGAGGAACAGUAAAAGGUACUCGCAACACUUUGUGGAUCUUCUCAUGAAACACCAGUUCAGUGCCUCCUCCGUCUCCGUCCGGACCAAGAAGGCCUUGGCAAAGUGGAGGCUGUUCGAGAGAAGCUUGAGUAUAGACGCAUUGGCCGAUGCACUGGAUGAAUUCACCGGUGGAGUUGUCCUUGUCAGUCAUGACUCUAGGUUGAUAUCGCGUGACUGUCAUGGUGAAGAGAAGAGUGAAAUUGGGGGGUGGAAGAUGGAACUCUGGAUACUUUCCCUGGAACAUUUGAAGAGUACAAAGAGGAGCUUCGAACUUAGAUUAAGGCUGAGGUUGAUGAUUGAGGCUAUUGUUAUGAAACUUUGUUCUCUGCAUCAUUUGCUUCAUAAGAAUUUGUUUGCAGUUGUUGCAUUUGUAUUUGACUAA
Molecule: messenger RNA, 555 nt
Organism: Populus nigra (black poplar)
Lineage: Eukaryota; Viridiplantae; Streptophyta; Magnoliopsida; Malpighiales; Salicaceae
Exons: 3
Coding region: 1-555 (184 amino acids)
Molecular function (GO): ATP hydrolysis activity; ATP binding
Source: RefSeq, a predicted model, not a curated record